AGUCAUAGUAAAAGUAUUUUUUAUUUUAUUAACAUAUUACUUAGUACAGAAAUUAAAAAAUAAAUAAUGGAAUCAGUUAAAGAGUUGUGUUUGGGCGGGUGCGGAUUUUUCGGGUCACCAGCUAAUGAAGGACGUUGUUCUGUUUGUUACAAAGAAUACAUCGUGAAGAAACAAUUAUCUUCCUUACCAAAACCGGCUGCUACAAGUUCAAAUCCCGAGUCAUCUUCAUCUUCAUCUUUAUCUUUAUCUCAAUUGGCUGCGAGUUGUUCAGAAGAUUUGAGUGACAUUGCAGGACCUGAAACUGCGACUUCGGAGCCAGAAAAAUUGAAGAAGAGAAAUCGGUGCUUUACCUGUCGCAAGAAAAUUGGUCUAACCGGGUUUGAUUGUCGCUGUGGUGGAGUUUUUUGCGGUCUUCAUCGGUACAGCGAUAUGCAUGCUUGCAAUUUUGAUUACAAGAAGAUGGCUGCUGAAGAGAUUCGCAGAAAAAACCCAGUUAUUAAUGGUACAAAAAUUGAAAAAAUUUGAAAUAUUUGUUAU
Messenger RNA from Cotesia glomerata, 537 nucleotides. Its product is annotated as AN1-type zinc finger protein 6-like. NCBI's taxonomy places the organism in Eukaryota, Metazoa, Arthropoda, Insecta, Hymenoptera, Braconidae. Gene Ontology annotation, molecular function: zinc ion binding; DNA binding. The record is from RefSeq and is a predicted model, not a curated record. The transcript has a single exon. The coding region runs from base 67 to 525 and encodes 152 amino acids.